AUGGACCGAUUGCUUCGUGUGGACACCACACAGCACAAUCCGGAAAAAGCAGCGAAGGCAGCCGCCUCCAAAGCCGGAAGGAGGAGGAAAGCCGCCCACAGGCCGCCGCCGCGAGCCCCCCGGCGCCGCCAGAGGUGGGGAACUCACCAGACAAGAGAUACCACCAGCGGGGCCGGGCCGCCUCUUCUUCAUGCCGGCGCCACCGGGGCACCACCACCGCCCACCGCCGUCGGAUCGCGACCGCCCCUUCUUCAUGCCGCCGCCGCCGCCGCCCGCGCCACCGGGCCGCUCGCACAGCAACCAACCAUCACCAGCGGACCCGCCCAGCGCCAGCAGCAGGCCUGCUCCGCCGCCGCCUCCUCCUCCUCUCCGCUGCCGCCCCCACACGCGUACGGCGACUACGACCGCGCCGGCGCCCCCGACGAGCUCCCCCGCCGUCCCCCUCACCACGCGCCCCUGCCCCCACCACACCGCCCGGCGCCGUCCCCCUGCUCGUCCGCGCUGGCAUCCUGCCUCGUCGCGACGGCGUUCCUGCUCCUGUCAGCGGGUGGCGCCGGAACCGCGCUGUUCCUGCUCUUCCGCCCUCGGCCGCCCGACAUCGCGGUGGCCGCCGUGCGCCUGCCUUCCUUCUCGGCCUCCAACGGCACGGUCGCCUUCACGUUCGAGCAGACGGCGGCGGUGCGCAACCCGAACCGGUCCCCGCUCGCGCACUUCGACAGCUCCCUCCGCGUCGCCUACGCGGGUGGCGAGCUCGGCGCCGUCUACAUCCCCGCGGGCCUCAUCGACGGAGGAAGCACCAAGCACGUGUCCGCCGUCUUCGACGUCCCCGCCAUCCCCGUCGCCGCCCAGCCGACGGUCGGGGCCGUCGAUGCCGCGUCCGCCGCCCAGAGUCAGCCGCCGGCGGUCAUCGAGGUCCACUCGUUGCUCGUGGUCAAGGGCAGAGUCAACGUCCUCCGCGUCCUCACGCACCGCGUCCAGGCCGCCAAGCUCUGCCGCGUCGGCGUCUCGCCGCUCGACGGCACGGUGCUCGGAUUCCGAUGCUGA
This is a messenger RNA of Miscanthus lutarioriparius, 1044 nucleotides long. Lineage: Eukaryota; Viridiplantae; Streptophyta; Magnoliopsida; Poales; Poaceae. The record is from the annotation of a GenBank genome assembly.